Gordionus sp. m RMFG-2023 is the source of this 658-nucleotide messenger RNA. RefSeq names its product UPAR/Ly6 domain-containing protein crok-like. Gene Ontology annotation, biological process: positive regulation of voltage-gated potassium channel activity; sleep; regulation of synaptic transmission, cholinergic. Bases 46 to 537 code for a protein of 163 amino acids. Lineage: Eukaryota; Metazoa; Nematomorpha; Gordioida; Chordodea; Parachordodidae. The transcript has 3 exons. The record is from RefSeq and is a predicted model, not a curated record.
UCAAAAUAUUAGGGCUUUCGUCGUCAACAACAUGGCCUGGUAAAAAUGAAAUACCUGAAAGGUGCAAAAAUGUUUCUUUACAAAAUAAAUGUAUGGAUAAUUAUAGGAUUAUUCUUAUGCUUUAAAUCAAAUACCUGUAUUAAAUGUUAUAAGUGUAAAAGUCAUGAUGACUCUAGGUGUAAGGACCCAUUUAAUAAUCAAACUAAAGAAAUAAAUCCAUGUAUUCCUAAUAAUGGACUUUAUCAAAAUGGAAAUGCACAAUAUUGUAUCAAAACAGUUCAAACAACUGAAGAUGAUCGCAGAAUUAUAAGAGACUGUGCUUGGUUAGGCCCUGAUCAAGACUUUGACAAAAAAGGAAUAGAUAUCAAUGAAUAUGUCAACAAUAAAUGUUAUAAAAUGACUGGAACUUAUCGUGUAUCCCGAAUAACUUGUUAUUGCAAUGAUAGAGAUGGUUGCAAUGGAGCUUCCAAUUUAAAGGCCUUACAAACUUUAUGCAUAUUUGCUAUAUUCAUUGCAAGUUAUAUGCUGAUAUUAUAAUUUUUGAAAUUAUUCUAUCCAUAAUUUUAAUGCUCAAAAAACACUUAUUAUAUUUAUAUAUAUUUUUUUUAAUAUGGAUGAUCAUCAAUAUUCUUGAUCUCAUUCCAGAUACUUUUAUCUU